CCUCGGGACGGCAGAGGCCGUGGGGAGCAGAGCUGGCGGGCUGCGUCCCCGAUUCAGCCUCGGGGACGGGGGGGGACGGGGGCUCCGAUCCUAGAGCCCCCCGUUGUAACCCUCCGUUGCCGCCAGCUGCUUCCCAAGCACUGCGCCUCCACCGUCAGCAAGGCCCGCAACAAGAAGACCCUAAAACACCCCGCCAAGAAGGGGGAGCCCGAGCGGGACAAGCCGGGGGCCGAGAGCCAGAGGAAGGACCGGACCCUGACCACCAACAUGGACAAGCUGCACCUGACGCUGGCCGAGCUGUCCCUGAGCCUCAACCACGUGCCCAACUUCACCGUCUUCGAGCACACGGUGACGCCGGCCGAGUACCUCAGCAGCCACCUGGAAACGCGCUUCACCAAGGCCAUCGUGGCCAUGGCGGGCUACAGCCAGGCCACGCAGGAGGUGGCCCGUCCCUCGGAGGUGCUGGUGGGGCUGGGCGCCUACGUGACCUUCAUCCAGUCGCUGGCGCACUUGGUGGGCCUGGACACGGGGCGCAUCAUCCGCAGCGUCCUCCUGCAGCAGACGCAGCCCCGCGACGCCGCCGGCGAGCAGACCCUCACCACCAUCUACACCAACUGGUACCUGGAGGCCCUGCUGCGCCAGGCCAGCAUGGGGGCCAUCGUGCUGGCCCCCGCCCUGCAGGCCUUCACCACGGUGCCCCGCGAGGGCGAGCCGUCCUUCAGUGCCGCCGAGUUCUCCGAUGUCUCGGAGAUGCGGGCGCUGGCUGAGCUCAUCGGGCCCUACGGCAUGAAGUUCCUGAGCGACAACCUCAUGUGGCACGUCAGCUCCCAGGUCACCGAGCUGAAGAAACUGGUCAACGAGAACAUGGACACGCUGGUCCAGCUGCGCUCCAGCUCCUGCAAGCCCGAGCAGAUGGCGGCCCUGCUGCCCCGGCUCACCUCGGCCGACAACGUCCUGAAGCGGAUGACCAUCAUCGGCGAGAUCCUGAGCUUCCGCGCCAUGGCGCAGCAGGGCUUGCGGGAGGUCUUCUCCCACCACUGCCCCUUCCUGAUGGGCCCCAUCGAGUGUCUGACGGACGUGGUCACUCCCGACACCGACAUCCAGGUCACCCUGAGCAUCUUCGAGCUGGCCUCGGCCGCGGGGAUCCCCUGCGAGAUCGACCCUGCGCUGGUCAACGUCCUCGCUGGCUCCAAGACGGAUGGCUCGUCCUCGGAGGAGGACUACAAGGUCUCCUGCCUGCUGCUGGUCUUCGUGGCCGUGUCCCUGCCCUUGCUGGCCUCCGACCCGGCGUCCAUCUACAACACGGAGACGGACGGUGAGGCAUGGCCGUGCCCCUCACCUGUGU
Oxyura jamaicensis (ruddy duck) is the source of this 1345-nucleotide messenger RNA. Its product is annotated as nck-associated protein 1-like. Gene Ontology annotation, cellular component: SCAR complex. Gene Ontology annotation, biological process: neuron projection morphogenesis; cortical actin cytoskeleton organization; cell morphogenesis. The annotation marks the transcript as partial. The record is from RefSeq and is a predicted model, not a curated record. Lineage: Eukaryota; Metazoa; Chordata; Aves; Anseriformes; Anatidae. The transcript is spliced from 10 exons.